Aspergillus homomorphus CBS 101889 is the source of this 460-nucleotide messenger RNA. Its product is annotated as peptidylprolyl isomerase. The transcript has 3 exons. Gene Ontology annotation, biological process: rRNA processing. The record is from RefSeq and is a predicted model, not a curated record. Bases 1 to 366 code for a protein of 121 amino acids. Gene Ontology annotation, molecular function: DNA binding; peptidyl-prolyl cis-trans isomerase activity. NCBI's taxonomy places the organism in Eukaryota, Fungi, Ascomycota, Eurotiomycetes, Eurotiales, Aspergillaceae.
AUGGGCAAAAACAAAGGCAGCAGCGGAGGCGAUAAGAAGAAAGACAGCGGCAGCGGAGACAAGAAAGGCCUCAAGCCCGCGACAGCCAUCAACGUGCGGCAUAUUCUCUGCGAGAAACACUCCAAGAAAGAAGAAGCGCUAGAGAAACUUCGCAACGGGGCGAAGUUCGAUGAGGUGGCGCGCGAGAUGUCGGAGGAUAAGGCUCGGCAGGGUGGAUCGCUGGGAUGGAAGGUUCGGGGUAGUUUGAAUGGGGAUUUCGAGAAGGCGGCGUAUGAGCUUGAGCCUAGCACGACGGCGAAUCCGAAGUAUGUGGAGGUGAAGACUGGGUUUGGGUAUCAUAUUAUUAUGGUUGAGGGGCGGAAAUAGUUUUGCUUCUUUGGGGGUUGUGGUUGGGUGGAUAGGGAAUGGGGAAGUAUAGUAAUGAUUUGAAUUGAAUGUCAAUGAAUAACCUGUCUAUGAG